This is a messenger RNA of Amblyraja radiata (thorny skate), 4995 nucleotides long. Its product is annotated as maestro heat-like repeat-containing protein family member 1. The record is from RefSeq and is a predicted model, not a curated record. NCBI's taxonomy places the organism in Eukaryota, Metazoa, Chordata, Chondrichthyes, Rajiformes, Rajidae. Gene Ontology annotation, cellular component: cytoplasm. The transcript has a single exon. Bases 1 to 4995 code for a protein of 1664 amino acids.
AUGGGGCCGGCCGACCACAGCCGGACCAAGAUGGCCUCCUGCGAUGUGGAGGACUCGCUGCGGGCCCUGUGCGAGGCGGCCUGUGACCGGGACCCCGGGGUGAGGGAGGAGGUGGGCCGCUCCCUGCGCCAGCUGGGGGCCCGCCACCCCGACCUGGCCCUGGCCUCCUGCCACGACUACCUGGCCCGGCGGGCGCAGCUGGAGGAGGCCCACCGGGCCCUCAUCCUGCGCGGCAUGGAGGGGAUGGUGCGGGAGGCCGGCGAGCGGGUGGGGGACCUGCUGGCCAAGAAGGUGGUGUCGUCCGCCCGGGCGGAGCUAGCCCGGCCUGGCGAGGCCUGGCCCGACACGUCCAAGGAGGCCCUCAGCGAUCUGCUGGUUGCCCUGGGGGCCCGCUUCCCGGAGGAGGUCCUGGAGGAGAUGCUGCUGGGUUUUAGGCCCGAGGCUUUGCCCGACUACUACGCGGUGAGGACGGUGGCCCGCCUCUCGCUCGCCAACGUCCCGGGGACCAUGCCCUACAUGCCCGGCAUCAUGGAGGCCACCAUGCCCAUGCUGAACCAGGCCCGCCCCGACCGUCUGAAGGCAGCUAUGGCUUCGGCCCUGGGCUCCUUCAGCCGCUGCAUCCUGACCUACCGCGAGCGGCCCCCCGACCCCACCCUGGCCACGGAGGACUUCUCCCAGGAGGUGCAGGCGGCCUACGAGGUCUUCUUCAACGUCUGGCUGCAGCUGAGGGACCCGGGGGUGCGUCUGGAGGUGCUGUCGGCCCUGGGGGACAUGGCCCCGCUGCUGCCCGCGGGCAAGCUGCUCGAUGAACUGCCCCGGCUGGUGCCGGGACUCCUAGCCUGCUACCGGAGGCCGGCCGAGGCCCGGGAGGUGACCCGGUGCCUGCGGCGAGUGCUGGAGGCGGCCCAGCGGGCGGGGCGGGGGGCCGGGGCCCUGGAGCAGCAGGCCGAGUCCCUGCUGCAGCCCCUCCACCACCAGGCGUGCGGCGCAGGGGCCGAGAGCCCGGACGAGGAGGUGCUGGCCUGCUUCGGUCUGCUGGCGGACGUCUCGGCCGACGGGCCCCUCCGCUUCCUGGCCCACAAGAUGGCCGGCCACGAGAAGGGGAAGGUGGGCGCCCUCUCCCUCCUCCGGCACCUGCUCGCCUCCUGCCCCGAGCGGAUGGAGGGCCGGCUCCCCGCCAUCAUGGUGGCCCUGCGGCCAGCGCUGGCUGACGGUGGGGCCAGAGUCCGCCGCGGGGCCCUUGAGGUGGUGGGGGCCCUGCUGGCCGGGGGCUACCUGGACACGGGGGAGCCGGAGGAGGAGUCGUCGUUGUCGAUGGCGGAGGCAGCGGGCCAGGUGCUGGAGUUCGUGGUGUCGCAGUGCAGCCUCCCCCAGGCCUCGGCGGAGCUGAGGGCCCGGGCGGAGGAGUUGCUAGGCCAGGCCGCGGCCUCCGAGGGCCUGGAGCGGGCCCUGUGGCCCUCCCUGCUGGGCUACAUCACCCCACUACGCUACACCGAGGGGCUGGCCCCGGUCUGCCGGGUGCUGGAGCGCCUGGCUGUCCGCCGACGGAAGGCCGGAGUGGAGGCCCUGGCCUUCAACACUAGGCCCGGCCUCCCCUCCCCUCAGGCCCUGCUCACCCGACUACUGGCCGCUGCCUCGGCCCCCUACGAGGGCGGGGGCCGGGGCGAGCCGGCCCUCAGGCUGCUGCUGGCCAUGGGGCCCUCCUUCCACCCGGCCCUGGAGCGGCCCUGGAGGGAGGAGCUGCCCGACCUGGCCCAGUACCUGCGGGACGGCUCGGAGGAAUACUACCCCCGCCAGCAGUGGGAGAAGAGCCUGCUCCUCUUCCUGUUCAAGACCCUGGAGGCGGUGGCGGAUGGCGGCUGGUCCCGGCGGCUGGGUCAGGAGGUGACGGCUCUCCUCAACGCCUGGCAGGCCCACGCCGCAUCGCCCCGCCACCCGCUGGCCUCCCGGGAGAAGCAGUUCCUCUACAAGUGCGGCGGCAUUGUGCUCCAGCACACCCACGCGGCCGACAUCAUCGACCAGCAGCUCCAGGAGAUGCUGCUGAGCGUCCAGCACCAGGAGGUGUUGGAGAAGGAGGGCCUGGCCAUCGGCUUUGGCUUCUGCGCCAUGACCCACCUGGACAAGACUCUGGCCCGGCUGGAGGACUUCGUCAAGCUGGACUCCAUGAAGAAGACGGCCGGCUUCUUCAACGCCCUGAUGGAGAGGCUGGAGGGCGACGUGGAGAGGAUGAAGAGCACCCUGAUCCUCUGCUACGGGUACGUGGCUCUCUACGCCCCCGAGGACCUCCUGCUGCCCAGGAUGGAUGGCGGCAUCCUCAGCCACAUCAUCAACCUGACCAAUGCCAAGGUGCUGGGGGUGAAGAUCGAGAGCAAGGACCUGAUGGUGCGGCUCAGCCUCAUCAAGGCUGUUACCCUCAUCGCCAAGGCCGUUCUGGCCAACCGCCACCGCCACUCCUACCACUUUGCCCGCAAGGGCGAGCUGCUGACCAACAUGCAGAACCUGGUCAAGGCCGAGUCGCGGGCCCAGCUGCGCACGCCUGUCCGCCAGCUGGCCAUGACGGCCUGCUCCUUCCUCAUCAAGCUCGGGCCGGCCCUGAACAAGGCGUACGUCACCGAGCUGAUCAAGACAUGCCUGGACGGCGUGGUGGGCUUGCAGCCGGCCGGCGGCGAGGGCGAGCUCUACCGGGAGACCAUGGCCGCCCUGCACGGCCUGCUGGGCGAGAUCCUACUGCACGACCUCAGCCCCGACGGGCUGCAGGCCAUCUUCAAGCACGUGGAGGGCUGGGUCAUUUCCACCAAGGAGCACGAGAGGGAGCGGGCCAUGGAGGUGACCCGCGAGCUGGUGGGCCUGUACCUGGAGAAGAUGAGCCCCCGCGCCGAGCAGGAGUUCAGCCACCUGGGCUCCAUCCUGGGCCGCCUGGCCCCCCGCUGCACCGACCCGGCCCUCCGCGUCCGCAGCCUGGCCAUGGACAGCAUCUGCAUCCUCUUCGACAUCCACCUGCGCUGCCAGGGGCUGCCCGAGGGCCAGGAGGACCCCCUGGUGGAGCACCUGAAGGCCUCGGCCGGCCAGCUGGAAGGGUCGGACAGCGGCGUCCUGCUGCGGGUCACCUCCGACCUGGCCAAGGUGAUCGCCAGCCACCUGCCCCGCGACCAGGUGGGGCCCCUGCUCUUCGUCCUCUUUGAGGGGCUGGACGACCACUUCGUCAGCAGCUCCAGCGCCGCCUCGGUGGUGAUGAACACGGUAGUCCUCUCCUGCGGCUCGGCCCUGCAGGGCACGGUGGCCGAGAUCCUCAAGGCUCUCUACAUCCGCCUGCAGUGGAUCACCGGCGAGCAGGUCAAGCUGUCCGUCGUCCACUUCAUCUCCGUCCUGGCCUCGCAGAACAUGGCCGAGGUGGUCUCCUGCCUCCUCUUCUCCCCGCUCCCCUUCGACAAGAACACCUGCGACAUCUGGAGGGCCCUGGGCGGCGAGACCGGCCUGGCCUCGGGGGCCAUGGAGCUGCUGCUGGAGGCCCUGGCCAAGCAUCUCGACCCGGCCCAGAGGAAAGGCUCUCAAGCCCAUGGUGGUGGUGGUGGAGGAGGGGCCGUCUGUUCGGCCCUGGAGCCCCUGGCCAUCGUGUGCGCCCUGAAGGAGAUGCUGACCAACAUGGCCCCCACCUCUUCCUCCUCAUCAUCAUCCGCCGCCGCUGUUCACUCCCUCUACCCUCAGCUCUUCUCCGUCCUCCUCCUCCACCUCAGCUCUAGCGUAGGUGUCGAGUUCCCGGGGGAGCUGCUGGCGGCCUGCGGCCCGCGGGAGUGGCGGAUUCCCCCGGCACUGCGUCCCCGCCAGGGCCCGGUGGACGUGUGCCAGUACUCGGCCGACACCCUGCGGGCGGUGCUGCUGGCUGGCGGCAGCGGCGAGGUGGACGAGCGGCUGCGGGAGGCCGGCGGUUGGGACGCCCUGAGGGACCCGGAGCGCCACCCGGAGGGGGCGGCCAUCUUGGGGCGGGCCAUGGCCUCCUCCGCUUCUUCCCGCCUGACGGCCGUCGUCCACCACCUGGCCGGGGCCCUGCCCACCGCCGCCAAGGCCCAGCGGGUCACUCUGGCCGCUUUCCUAGGGGAACUGUUGGGGGAGACGACUGCAGCCCGGGACCUCCACCUGACCGAUGUGCUGGUCUCCGGCCUACUCGGCUGCCUGAGGGACCAGGUGCCGCUGGUCCGCCUGCUGGCCCUCCGCGGGCUGGCUAAUCUACCGCGGGGCGACCCCGACCAGCUGGGCCUCUACUCGGCCAAGCUGCUGGGCGCCAUGGCGACCGGGGUGGGGGUGGGGGUGGGCGAAGACGACGACAUGAGCGACCCGCUGGACCUGGUCAAGCUGGAGGCCAUGUCCGCCCUCUCCCGCCUCCUGCCCCGCCUGGAGGAGGCUGACCUGCGGGCCCCGCUGGCCGUGCUCAUCGCCGCCGCCCAGCUGCUCUUCGAGCACCCCAGCGCCCGGGUGCGGGCCGAGGCCUUCGGCCUGUUUGGCGGCCUGUCGCGCUUCACCGGCGGCGACCUGCGGCCAGUCUACUCGGAGCAGCUCCACGCCAGCCUGGUCAGCCUCAUCCUCCACCUGGACGACGGCAGCGGCGAGGUGUCGGCCGCCUGCAAGGAGGCGCUGCGGCGGGCUGGCCCGGCGGUGGGCUCGGCUGGGCUGGCCGACCUGCUGACCAACCGCCUGCCCGGCGACGGGCCGAGCGACUACUGGGACUUCCUCCAGGGCCUGGCCGCCAUGGUGGUGUCCGACUUCCCCGCCAAGGUCAGCAUCUACCUGGUGGUCGGCGUCACCUUCUUCAAGAGCCUGCUGCCCGAGAUCCGUGGCAACGCCGUGGUCUUCGCCGCCUCCCUCAUGCACCGCCUGCCCAGGAAGUACCACCAGGCCGGUUCGCACAGCAGCGUCUGCUCCGACAUCACCGCCAUGUUGCAGGACCCUGUGGCCAGCGUCAGGGUGCGGGUGGCCAAAGCUCUCACCCUCCUCCAUUGA